Plasmodium reichenowi is the source of this 1068-nucleotide messenger RNA. Its product is annotated as ubiquinone biosynthesis protein COQ4, putative. Lineage: Eukaryota; Apicomplexa; Aconoidasida; Haemosporida; Plasmodiidae. Gene Ontology annotation, cellular component: mitochondrial inner membrane. Bases 1 to 1068 code for a protein of 355 amino acids. The record is from RefSeq and is a predicted model, not a curated record. The transcript has a single exon. Gene Ontology annotation, biological process: ubiquinone biosynthetic process.
AUGUACAAUUUUGUAAAAAUAUUUCAAUCUAAUUUUAUUGAUAUAAAUAAAUUGAGCAAAUUUGAAAUAUUUUUAAAGACAAUAUUUCGAAUUUAUAGUUCUCCUGGAAGAACACAUUUAUUAGCUCAUGCUGCUGAUAUAUCAGCUAAAUAUGCAGUGAGAAAAAUAUAUGAAUAUAUGAGAACUGAUGAAGAAGGGAUUAGGAUAUUAAAAGAGAAACCUUUAUUAAUACGUCAAGAUAUAUGUUUUAAUGAAUUAAAGAAGUUACCAAAAAAUACAUUAGGUUAUAAAUAUAUGGAAUUUUUAGAAACUUAUAAAUUACAUGCACAUGAUAGAGAAGUUUCACAUUUUAUAAAAGAUAUAAACGAAUCUUAUAUAUUAACAAGAUAUAGACAAAUUCAUGAUAUAGCUCAUGUAGUAUAUAAUUUAAAUAUAUCAAUAGAAGCAGAAGCAGCAUUAAAAUUAAUCGAAUUAAUACAAACAAAAUUACCUAUAACAUUACUUGCAAUUUUAAUAGCACCAUUUAUGACACCUUUAUAUAGGUUCCAAUAUAUAUUUGAGCAUAAUAUUCCUUCUAAUUUUUUAUGUCCUAAUUUUGAUUAUACAUAUAAUGAUGCUUAUAAUUAUAUUGAUGAAAUGUCUUUAAAACAAUAUGAAUAUUAUUUAACUGAUUAUUUUCAUGUAGAAAAAAGAGAAAGCCCAUCCUUUUAUUACAAAUUAUAUAAAUAUUAUUUCGAUAACUUAAAUAAUUCUUCACAUGUUAGAGGUUCAAUUAUAUAUGGAUAUCAAAAUAAUAAUUAUAAUGAUAUACAUUAUGACAAAUUAAAUAAUGAAUAUAUAUACUUAAAAAAUAAUAUUAAAAAUUAUUUUCAUUUCCAAUAUAAACCAAGAAAAUUACUAUUAACAAAUUUAUAUCCAUGGGCUUAUAAAACUGCAAUACAAACAAACAAACCAUUACAUUCAAUAUAUGUAGAAAAAUGGUUUGAUAAAGAUAUUGAUUUGUUUAGAAAGAAAUAUAACAUAACUCCUCUACCAUCCAACUUAAACUUGAUGGCCGGCAUUAAUUAA